AUGGAGACUAAGACAAUUUUCAUGGCAUUUUUCAUAAUGACCACUUUAGUAUCAUAUGCGUAUUCAAGUUCUGGUCAAGAAGAUGUUGACGUUGAACCACUGGUCAAUCCAGGUCGCGAGUUUGAUACAUUGGAUGUGAUAUCACCGGCUUCGCAAGAUUACAAUAUUUAUAUGCUAGAGAUCCUCCCACCAAAAUACAAAAUGUAUGUCGAAACCUGCAUGGACAAGAUGGAACCCAUUGGGAAAUGUGGUAGUAAGAGCUGGAAAAGACCCAUUGGAAAAUGCGGUCUCUAUGUUAUUAAAGAGAUUCUUACGAAUGAACCUGUUUCAAGGGAGUGUUGUCUGAAGGUCGUAAAAGCUGGAAAACAAUGCUUCAUCGAGACUAAUAAGUUGAUGUUUCAAUUUUAUCAACUCAAACGCUUUGUUUCUCAGGUUUCUUUCAAAAUUAAUGAGGUUUGGAACAGAUGUUCUGCAGAAAGCCCUGACUUGGCCAGAAGCCAUGAGUUUGCUUCCCAAGGUGAUUCCCAGGUCCUGCAAGAGACAGAGCCAGGAAAGUGA
This is a messenger RNA of Brassica oleracea var. oleracea, 558 nucleotides long. RefSeq lists its product as uncharacterized. Lineage: Eukaryota; Viridiplantae; Streptophyta; Magnoliopsida; Brassicales; Brassicaceae. The transcript has 3 exons. The coding region runs from base 1 to 558 and encodes 185 amino acids. The record is from RefSeq and is a predicted model, not a curated record.